This is a messenger RNA of Exserohilum turcica Et28A, 909 nucleotides long. RefSeq lists its product as uncharacterized. NCBI's taxonomy places the organism in Eukaryota, Fungi, Ascomycota, Dothideomycetes, Pleosporales, Pleosporaceae. Gene Ontology annotation, cellular component: cytosol. The transcript has 2 exons. The record is from RefSeq and is a predicted model, not a curated record. Bases 1 to 909 code for a protein of 302 amino acids. Gene Ontology annotation, molecular function: hydroxypyruvate reductase [NAD(P)H] activity; glyoxylate reductase (NADPH) activity; NAD binding.
AUGGCGCCAGCACUUGUCGAAGCGGGAGAAGCCAUUGUGUCUUCCUCAUCGCCAAAUAUAACGAAUAAGCCUACUGUCUACCUGCUUGAUACACUACACCCGCAAGCCAUCAGGCACGCCCAGUCGCUGUUCAACGCCAUACUACCUUCAGAUCCCAGACAUUCGGAAUGGAGAGAGAAAGCCGAAUACCUUGUGAUCCGCGGCUCAUACCUGACCAAGGAUGAUGUGGACGCGUGUAAGAAGCUCAAAGCGAUUGGAAAGCAGGGUGUUGGCAUUGACAAGAUUGAUGCUGAAGCCUGCCAAGCGCGCGGCAUCAAGAUCUUCAACACUCCGGGCGUAAACGCACAAGCUGUCGCCGAGACGGUGCUGGCGCUCACAAUGUCCGUGGCUCGUGAAGUGGGCCGCAUCACGGCGCUGCAGAGCGCCGGAAUCAAAGUACCAAAAGAAACGUGCUGGGGGUUGAUCAUCAACAACAAGACGAUCGGCAUUGUGGGCAUGGGAAACAUUGGCCAAAAGGUUGCACGCAUCUUUCAGGGCGGGCUGAACUGCCGCAUUGUCGCCUACGACCCGCUGCUGCCCAAGGAUGCUUGGAGCGAUAUUCCACACACGCGAGCAGAGACGCUCGACCAAGUCCUUGAGGCUUCGGAUAUCCUCACACUGCAUGUCCCUCUUUUGCCGCAGACCCGCGGCCUCAUCUCAUACGAACAGUUCAAGGUGAUGCGCCGCAAUGCGAUUUUGAUCAACGCGGCGCGAGGAGGCAUCGUGCAAGAGGCCGACCUCGAACGUGCCUUGAGAGAAGGAUUGAUCUGGGAAGCGGGCCUUGACUGCCAUGAGCAGGAGCCGCCGACCAAGGAGAAGUAUGCAAGUCUUUGGGAAACAGGACGCGUCUCAGGCCUUGUAGCUACAUGA